AUGAAUAUAUUAUCGAGGAUCCAUACAUAUCUACCAGAAGACAUACAAGGAUUGACAGGAUCUCUCCUAGCGGGGGCCUUCCAUCCAGACUCAUUCUACGACUGUAUGGGUCAUUCAGAUGCUGGCGAAGAAGCCCAUUGGCCUCCGUUUUUGCGAGAACUUGUAUUGACAUAUAAACAAAUGGCAGAACCGGACACUAAACUAAAAGCAUUUAUCUAUGGUGUAUUCACACAUCAAAUAGCAGACAUAAGUUGGCAUUCACUACAUAAAUCUCAGGGACUGCUCCAGUAUUUGGCACAUAUCGAAUUCAAUGGAAACAUGAGCCAAGCGCACUCAUUUCUAGAUACUGGAGCAGACUUUCUCGUGCUAUCGCACCAAUUCGAGAACCUUGAACCCAAUCAAACAAUUAGUCUAGUUGAAUAUUAUUCCACUCCUUGGGAAAUUCCCACAAAGACGCUUGUUGAAACAUACAGGAAGUUGGGGUUCAUGGUGUCUGAGAGUGAGAUUCAGUUUUGCAUGACGAGAGGUUACGCUGCAUUACAGGGUGAAUUGGGGACAUUUAGAUCUCUCACUCCAGCGGUACGAUAUAGAUCUCCCCUCCUCAAUGAAAUCCUGGAUGACUACUAUUUUGGAGGCAUGAAUGAUAUUGUUUAUACCAUUACCCGCUGCAUGAAGGGCCUCACUGGACUUUUUGAAGGCGCAAGGAUAAACGAUCCCUGGCAGAUUUGUUCAAUUUUUCAACCAAAUCCUAAUGACCGUUCCGCCUCGAAUGAUUAUGGAGCCAUGUCAAGUAAUAAGAAAAUAGUAAGACACGAAAUGGAUGGCGCUGUGCGUCUUUGGAGCGACCGCGCGAACUCCAAAUUUGGCUCCAGUUUGUUGUUUCAUAGGACAGCUUCCGGGUGUCCUCAGCUGCUUAUUGGAGCAGAGUACGAUGAAGGACAAGGUUCCGUCUACGUCUUGCCGUUGAAACAACUGUUUGGAGGGCAGAUGCAUGCUGCAAGCACAAUGCUAUACAAAGAAACCGAGAAACUUACAUUUGCUCCAAGGUUCGGACAUGGAAUGGCGCUGUGGAAUACAUCACAGCACUCGUUUCUAGUAAUUUCGGAACCAGGAUUAUCACAUUUAAAUGUUUUUCUUGAGUCGCGACUUGUGGCUGUAAUUCAUGAUGACAAGGCCAAAACACGGUUAGGCAGCGGAGGUCCCAAACAAAUGGGACUGACUCUCUCGGUGAAUGAUGUGAAUGAGGAUGGAAUCAAUGAUCUUAUAGUGGGGUCCUGUCACUACGACACUCUGGAUGCAAUACAAAGGGGAAUUGUAAAAAUCCUGAGUGGAGCUCACUUGGCGAAAUUAAUUGAGGAGUACAUGGAGUCUGCUCUGGGAUCACGUGGUUUUCCACUACAUAUAAACGACGAUCAAAUGGAGAUCAACCGUCUGACUGUUCCUCACCAAUUGCAGCGAGCUUCUGGUUACGAUGUAUUUGCGACCUCAAUUGCAUUCUCACAAGAUAAGAUGUUUAUUGGCUCUGCAGGAAGCGGAUCACUUGCUACAUUCAAUAAAUCAGGAGAGUUUCUGUAUGGGACGAGCCCCGACUUUCGUGAUGAAGUUAUCCAAAGCGCAUCAUCUCAAUUUAGUGGACUAUAUGGAUAUCACAAAAUCAUCACUGGGAGUUGGAACAAAAUAGCAUGGAUUAUGGUUUUUGCAAGCUCCGAAACCAUUGAGGAUUGUCUGCUGUGUGGAGCAGCAUACCUAUACCUUGAUCGUCAAAGACUAGAACUGGUAGCAAAGAUCAGACCCGGAAAAGGGCAUCAACUGUUUUUUGGCGUCAAUGCCCUAGCACAAGGAAAUGAGGUAUACGUUGCUGCGGAAGGCUAUCUAGACGGAGCUGGUGCUAUCUGGAGACUAAAUGUGCAAGAAAUCUUGGACGCUUACGCGAAUAUGAAGUUCAAGCAGGACAUUCUACUAGGUGAGGAAAAAACUGAAUUUGGUGGCAUCAUAGUUCGCGGUGGCUAUGGCGAGGGCUAUUCGGGGUUUGGAAGAUCAUUGGAGGUCUUUGAGUUUCAGCAAGAGCUAUACAUUGCAGUGGGAAAGCCGUUUUACGGUUAUGGAUCACCAAAAGGGUUGACUGGAGCAGUCGACGUUUAUAAAUUGGACAACUAA
Molecule: messenger RNA, 2157 nt
Organism: Ogataea haglerorum
Lineage: Eukaryota; Fungi; Ascomycota; Pichiomycetes; Pichiales; Pichiaceae
Exons: 1
Coding region: 1-2157 (718 amino acids)
Source: RefSeq, a predicted model, not a curated record